GGCUGCUCUCUGCGCAAUUUGGCAGUCAAUCAAGAAGGGUUUUCUCUUACUAUAGCUCGUUCUCAAAAUUUGCCGUCGCUCGCUCACACUUCCAUCACUAAUGGCUGACAACGCCGUACUCGAUUCCCGCCCCAACCAGAUCUCGAAAGAUGUUCAAGUUCUUGACAAUUCCAUUCCACUUUCACCACAGUGGCUUUUACCCAAACAUGGGGAGAGCAAGACUGGAGCUGUUACUGGGGAGAACUAUUCCAAUCCUCUGUCAGUUCAUGCUGCUCAAUUUGCUGGUGCAAAACCAACUGAAACUGGAGAUGAUUUCAGUGACCACCCCAAGAAGAAAGAUGUUUUUCGUCCUUCUGUGCUGGAUAUGGAAUCUGGUCGCCGAGACCGCUGGCGAGAUGAGGAAAGGGACACUAUUUCCUCCAUCCGCAAAGAUCGAUGGAGGGAAGGAGAGAGAGAGCACAGCGAUAACCGCAGGGUAGAUCGCAAGGUUGAUUUGUCAGGGAGGCAAUCUGGAGAAGCACGCCGUGUGCCAGGAGAGCGAUGGAAUGAUUCAGGUAACCGAGAUACACAUGACCUACAUCGGGAGAGCAAAUGGAACACGCGAUGGGGACCUGAUGACAAAGAUACAGAUGUUGCACGCGACAAGUGGGGAGACUACAACAAAAAAGAUCGGGUCCUAGAUAAGGGGUCUUCGCAUCUUCCCAAGGAUGAGAGGGAUGGAGAUCAUUAUCGCCCAUGGAGACUGAACUCUUCCUAUGCUAGAGGUAGAAUGGAUCCUGGUAACCAAACUUUGACCCCAAACAAGCAGGUCCCCGCAUUUUUACAUGGCCGUGGACGCGGGGAAAACCCUGCUCACGUCUUUUCCCUUGGCAGGGGAAAGGUUACUUCUGGGGUGAGUUCAGUUACCCACAUGGCAUCUAAUUUACAAUCUCUGGGAUCUGCUGUGGAAAAGGGUGAAAGUGGCCAUGGAGAACUCUACCCUGUAAACUAUAGCCGAACAAAAUUAAUCGACAUAUACAGGGUAACUGACAUGGUGAGCUAUGCAAGAUAUUUGGAAGGCAGCUAUGUUCAAGUUCCCUCACUUACACAAGAAGAGUCUAUAGAACCUCUGGCCUUUUGUGAGCCAACUGCUGAAGAAGUGGUUAUCCUGAAGGGCAUUGAUGAAGGAGAAAUCAUUAGCAGUGGUGCUCCACAGAUCAGUAAGGAUGGUGGAUCUGCUGGCCGAAUCACAACCGACCAUUUGCAGACGAGACGAAACAGGAUUGGUACUAAGGAUGAUUUUCCUGUAACUCUUGAUGAAUCUAAACAUGGUCUAGACAGCGCUGAAGGUUUGCUGAAUUAUUCAGAAGGUCUGUCCCAUGAAAAGAGGGCCUUUUCUGAUCAAAAGUUGAAUUCUGAAGGUUUAAUGGAGGAUUAUGGUAUUCAUCAGAAAGAAAGUGAUAUUUCCACUGCUAAGGAAUUAAGAUCACCAGGAAGCUCCUCAAUUCUUCAUGGGGGUUCAUGGAGAUCUUCGUCUUUUGUGGAACGCCCUCGUCCAACUUCUGAUCGGAGGGAGGUACCUGCUGAUAUUCAGAAAGAUUUUAACAAUGUUUGGGAUUCCAGCAUGAUGGCUUCACCCAACACCAAAAAUGGAGGACCUAAGUGGCAGGUGGGUGAUGAUCCAGUAAUAAGAAGACAACCUCCUCUGAUGUUUGACAGGGAGCCAGAACCACAUAAGAUUUCCCAACCAUCUCCUGAAGACCUAGUUCUUUACUAUAAAGAUCCGCAAGGUGAAAUUCAAGGCCCUUUUAGUGGGAGUGAUAUCAUUUCAUGGUUCGAGUCUGGAUAUUUUGGCCUGGAAUUGCAAGUUCGUUUGGGUGGUGCACCACCCAGCUCACCUUUUUCUUUACUUGGAGAUGUGAUGCCUCAUUUGCGAGCCAAGGCUAGGCCUCCACCUGGAUUUAGUAUGACCAAGAUAAAUGAACCCCAAGAUAUCUCUAAUAGAUUAAACUACAGUGGUUUGGGGGGGCUCAAUACAUUUUUAGGUGAUGCUGAUGUUACAAAAAAUGAUCAAAGGUACACACAGGGUUCCGCAACAGAGGCAGAAAACAGGUUUUUGGAGUCACUGAUGACAGGAAAAAUGAGUGGUGGCUCCCUCGAGAAGUUUGCUCUUUCAGAGGCUAUGCAAAGUCAGUGUGGAAAUAACACCUUUGCACAGCAACCUCCUCUGGUAUGCAACAGUGGAGAUGAGCGGUAUGCAUUGGCCAAAAUGUUGGCGCUGGAAAGGCAGAGAUCACUGCCAAAUCCAUACACACUCUGGCCUGGAAGAGAUGUUGCAACGGCAGAUAUGAAGGAUACACCAGUUGCUCACUCGAAGCUACUACAGUGUGUCACAGACAAUUCUUCCACACUGCAUCACUCUCAGAAUAUUGAAUCCAUGCACAUGUUUCCAGGCUCAUCUGAUCGCCCCUUGACUGCCAACAAUGCAGCUAGUUGGUUGAAUUUUCCUGCCGGUGGUUUGAAUCCGCUUCAGGAUAAGCUGGACAUUCAUUACCAUCAGAAUUUUCCUCCACAGUCUGCAUAUGGGAUACAACAGGAGAGACUACCUCCACAUACUACACCCUCAGCUAAUUUAUUAAAUCCACCUCUUGAUCCUUCCAAGAUGCUGACACAAGAAAAUCUUCUUGGUUCUGGUAUGUCUGAUGAUCCUCGACUACUUAGUUUGUUGCAACAGCAGUAUUUGCUGCAGUUGCAACAGCAAUCACAUACCUCUGUGGCAUCGCAGCAUUUGCCAAUUUUGGAUCAAAUGCUGUUGCUUAAGCAACAACAGAAGCAGGAAGAGCAGCAGCAGUUAAUGCGCCAGCAGCAGCAGUUACUUUCUCAAGUGCUCUCUGAGCGUGAACAGAUCCAACGACUGGGUGAGGCACCCUUUGCACAAUUGCAGGCAGGUGGUUUUAUGGCUGGAAAUGCUAAUGCUGAUCACAUCCAUAUACAACAACCACAAGAGUUAUUUCAGAUUGCUUCGCAGUCAUUAGCUUCCAAUGUAAGUGUAAACACUCCAGAUUUUGCUUUAGCUUCGGGUGUUGCUCAAGAUAUUAGCCUCAGGAUUGGCUCGGACACUUCGAUGCAUCUGCCACAGCAAAAUUUUGUAAAUAAUGUGAAGGAGAAUAACUGGGAUGCAUCACUUUUGGGACAUGUUGAGCAGCACAAGGGUUCCAGUUCGAUGGAUGUUACAGAUUUGUUUCAGAUGCCAGAGAAGAAAAUUGAACACACAUCAGAGCCUAUACCAAACAUCAAUGAUUCUGCUAGAGUUUUGAACUCUGACAUUGAGCAUUUGGCAGAAUCAAUUUCUCAGCAGCAUAUAGAAUUCAGUCAUGCCGAGGAGGGAUCCCAUCGGGGUGGAAAUGAAUUGAUGGAGACUCCUGUUGGAGCAGUUGAAGAACAAGAUGCCCAAAAACAUCAAAUUUGUGAUUCCUCUCCUGGAAACAUAGCAAAAAUUCGUGAAACUGGGGAAAUAAAAAAGGCACCUGAGAAGAAGUCAAAGAAGCAGAAAUCUACAAAGGCCUCUACUGAUGCAGGCAAGGGUAUCUCUAAGGCACAACAGUUAAAGCUCACAGAAGUUGAUGAAACAACAUCCAGUAGUGCAAAAUCUGAGACAAAUCUUGCCCAAGAAAACUCGUCUGUGGCAUCUGGAACAAAAAAAGAGAAAAAGAAGGGCAACAAAGUUUCUGAUAAUGGUGAUCUUCUAACUAAUCAAAUCACAUUGCCUGCUGUUGAUCAUUCAGAUGGUGUCAUGGCAGCUGAGACCAAGCUGCAGACUGGACCAGAUGCGCAUGCUUCUCCGUUGAACAUAGAAGCACAAACUGGACAGCGGGCAUGGAAAGCUGCUCCUGGAUUCAAGCCAAAGUCAUUACUGGAGAUACAACAGGAAGAACAGAGAAGAGUACAAAAGGUGACUGCAGUUUCUGAGAUACCAACUACAUUGAGUCACACAAGUACAUCCACUCCUUGGGCUGGUGUAGUCUCGAAAGCAGAUCCCAAGACGCUCACUGAAAUUCCACAGGAUGCCUCCAGCAAAGAACAAAAUGUUGCCAAGUCAGACAGUUCCUCAACUGCGCAGAUCAAGAAGAGCCAAGAAGAUUCAUUUUGGGAUAGUAGUGUUUCUCAUUUACAUGAAAAAGAGAAGGAAAUAUUUGAAAGUGCAUAUGGGGUACCCUUAACCUCAAAUAUGAGUUCCCAAACUGAUUCUUUUAAUGAUGGUGACUUUAUUGAUGCUAAAGAAAUCCGGAAGAGCUAUAAAAAGUCUAAAGCUAAAAAUGCAGGGGCUAAGGUUGCUACUGUAGCUCCAGUUGAUGUGUCAAUUGGAUCUAGUCCCGUUGAUAAGGGUAAAAGUACUCGCCAGACGCAGCAACAAAAGGAUUUGUUACCUGCGGUUCCGUCUGGUCCUUCAUUGGGAGAUUUUGUUCUUUGGAAGGGGGAGCAGCCUGCAAGUCCUCCUGCCCCUGCAUGGUCCACAGAUUCUGGAAAACCUCAAAAGCCAAUGUCAUUGAGGGAGAUCCUCAAAGAACAAGAAAAGAGAGAAAUCCCAAACCCUCCUAUUCAAAAACCUGCUACAACUCAACCUGCUAGAGUAAACGCUCCUUCAUGGUCCUCAUCUCCUGCAAAGGCUGCUACUCCCGUGCCAAUCAACUCACAAGCUGCUUCGUACACAAAGCAAAAAGUUGACGACGACCUUUUCUGGGGCCCAUUAGAGCAAUCAAGGGCAGAAGAGAAUCUGUCUGAAUUUCCUCAGCUUGGUAACCAGGGCAGCUGGGGAAGCAAAAGUACCCCAGUCAAAGGAACUCUUGGAGGGUCGUUGAACCGACAGAAGUCUACUGGUGGCAAAUCCAGUAAUUACUUACCUUCCAAUCCGUCUUCCCAAGCUCAUUCAUCUGUGAAAGGGAAAAAAGUUGAUUCAACCAAAAAUUCAGAGGCUAUGGACUUCAGGGAAUGGUGUGAGAGCGAAUCCAUAAGGCUACUUGGUUCAAAAGAUACAAGCAUCUUAGAGUAUUGUUUAAAGAUACCAAAAUCAGAGGCUGAAACUCUUCUAGUAGAGAAUCUUGGUUCCCUCGACGCCAACCGUGAGUUCAUAGACAAGUUCCUGAACUAUCGAGACUUUCUACCUGCUGACAUCCUUGAAAUAGCCUUCAAGAAUCCCAGUGACCGAAAGCCCACUGUUUCGGCAGCAGGAGAUAACAAUGCAAAUGAGCAGGGUACAUUGGGUGCAAUCGAUGGUGCAACAAAAGGAGGAAAAAAGAAGGGAAAGAAAGGGAAGAAAGUGAGCCCAUCUGUCUUGGGAUUUAAUGUGGUCAGCAAUAGGAUCAUGAUGGGAGAGAUCCACACAGUCGACGAGUAAUAGGACAUUGUAAAUACACACAUGAUCCGACCCAGGUAUGUCUGUAAAUGAGUUUUGAUUGCAGUAGGUAAUGGUACAUGCUUGCUCUACCAAUUUUGUUAUGUUGUUCAUAAUUUAUUGUAGUGUAGUUACUAGUACUAGUCUAGAGUUGAGGUUUGUUUUGUUUUGUUUUCUUGGCCCUUUGGAUCCUCGAUGGGUUUUUUUUUCCUCAAAUCAGGAUUCAAUGUUUUCUUAGAGUUGAAGUCAGUGGAAAUUGCUGAGUAUUCUUGUGAUAUUUGGAAUUAUUACAAGUUGUCAAGCAAUUUGGGAAUUUGAUAUAAUAGGAUUGUUAA
This is a messenger RNA of Andrographis paniculata, 5706 nucleotides long. Its product is annotated as protein ESSENTIAL FOR POTEXVIRUS ACCUMULATION 1-like. The coding region runs from base 101 to 5374 and encodes 1757 amino acids. Gene Ontology annotation, molecular function: protein binding. The record is from RefSeq and is a predicted model, not a curated record. NCBI's taxonomy places the organism in Eukaryota, Viridiplantae, Streptophyta, Magnoliopsida, Lamiales, Acanthaceae. The transcript has 10 exons.